CAUAGGUUUGCAGAUGUUUUUGCAUAUUGGAAGAGGACCAACUUGAACUGCUCGGACUUCCCCAUGUCAAUACCAAAUAUCGCCAAAAAUCAAGCAAUAUUGAAUAUCUCCGAGACGUCCAUUCUCGUCGUCUCCUUUCUCCUUCCCCUUCUGCUGAUUUUCAUCGGUCAAUUCCUGGAAUACGUGGUGUAUCAAGUGACUAGGCGAGGACCCGGGACUGAAUCCAUUGUCAUGCGCACCUUCCACAUUCUCGGCCUUUUUCUCCUGGGAAUCUUUGGGACGUCCUUGAUCCUGGAUUCGAUGAAACGCAUGUACUCCUACCCGAGACCAUACAUGGGGAUCACGUGUGGAAAUAGCUCCAUCCCGAACUCGUGCUGGAUAGAACCAUCAUGUGGACUCUUCCACGACUGGACGUCCUUCCCCUCCCAUAAUGCUGGCAUUUCCUUCUUCGCGCUUCUCUUCCUCUCUCUUUACGUCUACCAUCACCAUCUCGCGAGAAGUUGGAAGAUCGCACGCACCGUAUUCAUGGGUGGGCUCAUCCUGAUGGCAUUGGUGUUCGGUGCCAGUCGAAUCCAGCUCCAUGAGAAUCAUCACCAAGACGUCUGGGUCGGAAGCGUGAUCGGAGGCGCUCUUGCGCUCGCCAUCAUGAUUACACUGAGAGGUGGAAAGGACGAGGACGCGACGAUGGAGAGGAUGAGGCGGAUUCUGGAGAGCCCUCGCAUGAUCCCACCCGUGAGUCUGUCCAAGCCUCCCGUCGGGAUGGAGGAUCCCGAUGCGAUGGGCUUCACCAACCCGGCAUACCUACGAGACCCAUCCCGACGUCCCGCGCCGGGACACGGAUUCCCCAACAAUCAACAGUGACCUUUUUUCCCCUUUUCUUUCUUUUAUUCCAUAUCAUUUUUCGCGUCAAAAUCACAGCACGUGUCAAUAAAUACAUGAGGAAACGGG
Molecule: messenger RNA, 948 nt
Organism: Darwinula stevensoni
Lineage: Eukaryota; Metazoa; Arthropoda; Ostracoda; Podocopida; Darwinulidae
Source: the annotation of a GenBank genome assembly